Molecule: messenger RNA, 6548 nt
Organism: Plasmodium vivax (malaria parasite P. vivax)
Lineage: Eukaryota; Apicomplexa; Aconoidasida; Haemosporida; Plasmodiidae
Exons: 1
Coding region: 1-6459 (2152 amino acids)
Molecular function (GO): RNA binding
Source: RefSeq, a predicted model, not a curated record
AUGAAUAAAAUUACGCUGGCUAACCGAUAUCACGAGCACAUGUACCAUUACCUGAACAACCAGCCAGUGAGGAAGGAAGAAUUCACCUACUUUGAUGGCAAGCAGGUGGAUGCCAACACUGUAGGUGCAGACGCAUCUGUCCCCAGCGGGACUAUGGGAGUGGACCAAAUGAAUAAUACGAACACACAAGAGGGUAAGGCCAACAAAAGAAGUGGAGACCCGAACGGAAGCAACGGCCAUAUUGCCAACACCUGUUUGGGUAGCAACAGAAGAAGCCUUAGUAAAAAUAAUGGCGUGAAGAAAGGCAACCCUAACAAUAAUGAUGACGCCGCGUACAACAAGGGCGCUUCAAGUAGCUGUGUUAAGAGCAAUUUUGAGGAACAUAAAAAAGGGAGCGCCUUGUCUGGGAAGAGGAAGAAGAAUGGUCAGGUUGGCAGUGCCAGUUGUGGUGGCUUGGCAGGUGAAGCGACGAACGGGAGGGGCGUGGAAAUCGUCAGCAAAGGAAGCGAUAAUAAUAAGUCCACCGUGAGGGGUGUAAGCAACGGGAAUGCUGACGCUGGAGCUGCGGCCGGUGCUGUGGCCGACGUGGUAACCGCGUCCGUGGUUUCCUAUCAUAACCGUAGGCCAGCGGAUGUGCGAAGCGGUAAAGCAGUCCGUAACUUUAGAGGCAGCGUGUAUGGCGAAGUGAACCUGGGCGAGGGUGCCACCUACCACCCAAUAUGCUACGACAGCACGGAUAGACAUAUGGGAAACGGAGAGAAUAAGGACGCACAGGUGUUGAACGAACGAGCCGUUGGGAAAAUGGGGAGCAACUUACUAGGAAAGGAUAAUGCCAACUUUGGAGAUCCCUUUACCAAUAAUUGUAGCGGAGCUCAGCGUGCCUUUAGUGACAAGAUGGGCCUGAGUAGUAUAAGCCGGCUUGUGAGCCACGCGAACGGUAGCUUCGAAAAGGAGGAAGAAGCUCUCAUACAGUUUGGUAAGUGUGCCAAUAGGGAGACGAAUAGAAAUGGCCAAGCGGAGGAGAUGGACGACGGCGAAGAGGACCACGAAGGGGACAACGAAGUUGUAAAAAAAGGAGAUCUUCGCCAUAUGCCAAGUUGCAGUUUUUCCUCAUAUUACAGGAGUGAUACUGUCGAGGGGGGGACCACGUCCAGCGACGUGAAGGAAGUGUCUCCCAUCGUCACCGCUGUGUAUGACUGUGGGAAUCCCUGUGCAGGAGAAAAGCGCAGCAAGAAGCAAUGGAAGAGGGGUAUUGGGAAGAGGGACCCGCCGCAUACCGAUAAUAAGGGGAAAACCUCAGUCGAUUGCGGCGGUAGGAGCGGCGAAGAGCAUGCGGGGAGUAACCACGGGGAGGUGGCGAUAUGCAACAUGGGAGGCAGCGUGAACCAAAGCAGCAACAUCGGCUUGGGCAAGCAAACCAACGAGAGUAGUAAUAGCGUCCUCCGAAACGGCAGCGUCGGCAGCAAAAACGAUAGAGGCAACGGGGGCAACAGGAACAAGCAGCAGAACAGGAAAAACAGCAAAGGUAAGAACAGCGCCAGUAAGGCCGCGAACGGUAAGGGAGAGGCGAGAGCCACAGGCGCGCACGCUGAGGUUGGCGGGGAGGGGAAUGCCGCUCACGAGGUGAACGAGGUAAACGACACUGACGAGGCGAACGAGGAAAACGACGCUAACGAGGCAAGCGACGCCAACAAUGCGAAGGCAAACCAAGACAGCUGCCCCGCGCAACCCCCCAACGGGGCAGAUGACCUAAUAAACUUGGCCACGCUGCAAAACUGUGCCAACAGUAGGGGCAGCCCUGUGGACAGUGCCAACGCGAGCACGAUGAAGAGUGCGGGAGCAGAUGUAGACUUGCUUUUUUUUCGCGAAAAUGAAGACCCCUUAGAGGAACAUUAUAUGCUGUUGGAGGAAGGUGAUUAUGCAGUUCACCAGGUGAGGGAAAGGGCCGGGGAAAAGGAAACCGCCGGGGAAAAGGAAACCGCCGGGGAAAAGGAAACCGGCGGGGAAAAGGAAACCGGCGGGGAAAAGGAAACCGCCUGGGAAAGGGACAUCGCCGGGGAAAAGGAAACCGCCUGGGAAAGGGACAUCGCCGGGGAAAAGGACACCGCCUGGGAAAGGGACAUCGCCGGGGAAAAGGACACCGCCUGGGAAAGGGACAUCGCCGGGGAAAAGGACACCGCCUGGGAAAGGGACAUCGCCGGGGAAAAGGACACCGCCUGGGAAAGGGACAUCGCCGGGGAAAAGGACACCGCCUGGGAAAGGGACAUCGCCGGGGAAAAGGACACCGCCUGGGAAAGGGACAUCGCCGGGGAAAAGGAAACCGCCUGGGAAAAGGACACCACCGGGGAAAAGGACAUGGCCGGGUUGAAUCACACUUUCAACAUCUUAAGGAAUAACCUGUAUCAUAUUUUUAGCGAUUCGUGCGAUGAGCAGUGCAGUGACGAGUGCCUCGUGGGCAGUUUGGACGACGCCGCGGGUAGAAGCAGGAACAGGGGUAGCGAAUGUGUUAGUUUCGUGGACGUGCACAGGGGCGACGUGCAUAGGGUCGGCAUGGAGAGCGCAGUGGGGCAAAGGGGAAUGGCGCAGAGCGGUUUGAUGGAACGAGGCCUAAUGGAACGCGUCUUAAUGGAACGAGGCUUGCUGCAGCGCGGCUUAACGGAGCGCAGAUUGAUGGAAGGCGGCUUAAUGGAACGAGGUCUAAUGGAGCGCGACUUGCUGCAGCGCAGCUUGAUCAACCAGUGGGGCGCCGCACAGCCCCCUUCGUACGAAGAGGACGCGGAGGAGGACAAGUUGGGAACCAAUGACCUUCUCAGUGGCAGCCGCGCAUUCAGGGGCCAGUACCCUUUAAGCGACGCACCGUUUAGCGGCUUACUGCAGGCUCCGUGCGUGAGCGGCCUGAUUGGCAGUGCCCCCUACGUGCCCAGCGCGAGGGGAAUCCCACCCCACAGCAGAUACGGGGUUAGCGGCGUUAGCGGAGUUGGCAACGUUCCCGCUGUUGGCAGUAUUGGCAGCGCCUGCGGCAGCGUGGUGGGCAAGCCAACUGGGCACGGCUUGAAUGGAGCGCACCAACCCCCCUUCGCGCCCAACAACCAGAAGAGAACCAAUUUGAGCGGAGCAGCCGGGAAGAAAUGUGGCAUGGAAACGCACCUGAACAGUCGCAGUGGAAACUCGGUUAACGGAAAAGAAAGUGUAGAUUUGCAUAAGUGCAAACAAACGGCAAAUGAAAAUAUGACUGUUGAGAGACCCGUAACUUUGAACAACUCCCAAAUGUUAGAGGCAUUCAUGCAGGGGAGACUUUGCCUAAGCUGCGACUCGCUUGACCACCCCAUGCCACUGUGCCCGAACAAUUCCUUUGUCUGCCCCAACUGCCAUAAUAUCUCUCAUAGAGGAAACGACUGUCCGAUGAAGUGCCGAUUUUGCCUCAAAUACCACGUGGGUGUAUCCAUCAUGGACUGUUUGAAGAAGGCAAGAAUACAGAGUGAAAAGAAUUUGCCAAACGAAGAAAAGAACGAAACAAACAAAAUGGGAAUGGGAAAGAAUGCGAAGAGCAGUCAAGAUAAAGUUAGUGUAGGGCCAAGAUUUGAUAUAAGUACGAGGCCGGACAAUUCCUAUGGAAGGAGUGUAUACGUAUCAAAUUUGACCCAAGAUAUCACGAACGUCCAACUGAGAGAUGCUAUUAACAACCACUUAGAAAAUGGGUGUGUAGUAAAUAUAGACAGACAAGAUGGGUAUGCAUUUGUUGAGCUGUCUAAUUUGAAUUCUACGUUUCAGUUGGUGCAGAAAUCUAUUAACUUAAAUUUUAGGAAGUUAAAAAUUCAGUUUAAAAAAACGGGGCAGUUUUUAAUACCAGACAAUUUGUCUCUAAGCGUGAACAAUGCCGUUCCUUUUGGUUUGCACCGAGGGGGGGUAGGGGGAGCAGCACCUACCCUUGUGCAGAACAAGCUGGGCAAGAGCGCCACGACGGCUGUGUCUAGGAAGAACCCUUCGAGUGGUGUCAAUAGCAACGCGUUAAGCAGUGGAAGUGGCACCGCCAGUGGGAACGCUGCCGAGGUUUGUGGAAAGUUGAGGCUGGGCGGAAGUAAGGGGGGAGGCAAUAACAGUGCAAGCGGAGUAGCCCUGCCGGGCGGGGCCGACGGCAGGGGCAAGUACGCGUGCAAGUCGACCAGCGCGAAGCACCCCAGGGCGCAGCAGCAGAGGAGGCAGAACACGCAGCAGGGGCAGCAAAUGCAACAGACGCAGCAAACGCAACUGCAACCCGUGCUGCCAACGCUGCCAACGCUACCAACGCAGGCGGCGCAGGCGGCGCACUCGGGCCAGGCCGCUCCACAACGGAAAGGCAGGCAGAGGGAGAACCUCAAGCAGGGAAGAGCCGCGCCCCCGCACGGCGCCCCCGCCGUGGACAAGAACCCGAGCGCAAAAGCGAUUCUGAGCCAAAAGAAAAACAAACUGGUAGGCGAGAAGAACACGGAGAAGGGAAGAAGGGGGAGGCCAGCCGAUGGAACAGUCCCCACAAUGAGCAGCGCAGAUGGGAGUUACGGCGCAGAUGGGAGUUACGGCGCAGUUGGAAGUUACGGUGCAGUUGGAAGUUACGGUGCAGCCGAAGGGGGAACCUCAUUUCAGGGGGGCAAAAAUACGCACAGUGUGGAAAUUCCCAGCGUACAAAUUGUUAAUUUGCCCAGCGACUACCUCUUAGCAGAGCACCUCGACGGUGCCAAAAUUGGAGGAGUAUCAGAAGAAGAAGAAGAAGAAGAAGAAGCAGCAGCAGAAGAAGGGAUGAGUCGGAACGGCUACGAUUUUAUGUGCACCAAUGGCCUUGCGUUGAAGAGUGGCCACGUGAAGAAGGCCACGGAUGUGAAUAGUAUGCCGCUCCUUCCUGCCCUGUAUAGCGGUGGUGGUAGUAGCAACGAUGCAAAUGACCCAUUCACGAGUGAGGCGGCUAACGUUGGCUUGCUGUACGAAGGUAGCAAGUUACCCCUGAAGAUGCCAAACGGCGUAAAUGAAAAGAACGAGCUACAUAAAAGCAUGACGACGGAGACGAGCAAAACAACAGCCACCACCACAACUGCGUCGGACAACAUGUUGAGCACGCAGCUCUUCAACACCCAGCUCUUCAACGCGCAGCUCUUCAACGCGCAGCUUUUCAACACGCAGGUCUUCAAUGGUGUCCCCCCCAUGAGGAGAAGUCUUCACAAAGUUGAUGACAUUAUGAAGGAGACCCAUCUGUCUGCGGCCAUGGAAGUCAGCGGGGCUGCCGCCAUGAACGGGAAAUUGACCAGCUGUUGGAGUGCUUCCCUGGGGGAGGGGCUGUUCGCGGGCCACGGGGAGGUUAGCGGCGAGUACGGCGGCGAGUGUGGCGGUGCGUACCUCGGCCCGCACAACGACCGCUUCACCGCUGACGCCUAUAAUGACCGCCGUUACCGCGCCAGCAGCGGCAACCAGCACGGCAACGCGGCGGAGGGCCGACCCAACGUAGACCUAAAGUCAAUCGUGGACAACGCCAUCGAAGUGAAUCACGACACGUUGAAUUAUGAGCAGCUCAGUUUUGCCGACGCAGCGGAGGAGGGUCUCCUCCACGAUGCCGCUCCUGCGAACGCUCCUGGUGCGUACACCCUUGGCGAGUGCGACGUUGCUGGGGUGCGCGACGCUGCUGGCCUGUACCACUCCUACGAAAAUUACACGGGGCAAAAUAAGACGCACAGCAAUAAGAAAAGCGUAGUUGGGCCCUACAUCAGUUUUGAGGCGAGCGUCAACGGAGGCAACAUAUGGAAGGACAGAAACGGUGGCAGAGUUGGCAGCGGUGGCAUCGGUGGCAUCGGUGGCAGUAGGCACCCCCCCGAUUUGAAGCACUCGUACGAUAACAUUUGCGACGAUAUGUUUUUUGGGAACCGCGACAUUUAUGAUGUAUUUUCUGGGUUCAGCGCGAUACAGUUGGAUGAUCGCAGCGGGGGUAGCAGAGGUAGCGGAGGUUGCGGUGGGGCUGGCCACCCCUUUGCCGUCGGAAGCAACCAGCACAAGGGCAGCUUCGAUCGCAAUAGCUAUAGCAAUCCCAACUGCGGCCAGAACGCCCUGCACCAGGUGCCACCAGUACCAAAUGAGCCCACGGAUGAGGAGAGCAAAAUGGAGUCAGAAGCGGGCAGCAAAAUGAAGUUACAAGCGGGCAACAAAAUGAAGUUACCAGCGGACAGCAAAAUGAAGUUACAAGCGGGCGGCAACAUCAAUUUCGUAAACCUCAGCUCUGAGAUUUUCCAACAGCCGAGAGACCUUCCCGCCAAGGAGGAGGGAGACCUUAUGGAGGACUCCUACGUGAGCAGCAUGAAGUACAAAGAGUUGGAUGCCAUUGAGAAAGAUUUGGAGAAGCACAUCAAGGCGUUGUGGAACCUCCGCAAGAUCAAGUUGGUGCGGUCGCACGAUGUUCCCCAAGGCAUUCCGCAGGACGUUCCGCAGGACGAAUUUGUGUAGGCACCGCGCGGAAAGCACGCUUGUACUUGUGUGUACACAUGUGUAUGUAAGAGCACCCAUCCACUGGCGGAUCCCCCACCUGUGAAGUG